GCCACCGACCCCAGAGACCAGGUGUUUGGUCUGCUGGGCAUCCUCAACCUCCUCUUGGAUCUCAGCGGCCGGACGAGGACGGAGCUGGAGGCAAACUACCGCAAACACUGCACGCCUAUCAGCAUAUACACCGACACGGCAGUCUUCAUCAUGGAAGAGUGCAAUAAUCUGGCUCUCCUGACGGCGGUUCCCGAUGACUCGGUCAAGAAGAUUGAGGGCCUGCCGUCCUGGGUGCCCGAUUUCUCCGCAAACGGCCCCUUCGCGUUUCUGGCGAUGAGAUGGCCCGCGGAGAUUCCAUACUUUGAUGCCUGUCGUUCCAUGCCGACGAACUAUCGCGUCGUCGACGACCGGCUCCUCCACGUCAAGGCCUUGUGCGUCGGCACGGUAACGUUGAUGGGCGAGGUAUACUCUGAACUAGCGACCAACGGGAGCUUCACGCAAUGGGCCGACUUCCUCUUGCAAUGCGAUCUCGUAUAUCAGCCGACAGGGCAGUGUCGAGUAGAGGCGUUCUGGAGGACAUUGAUCGGUGACCGAGACGCGUUCAAGCACCCCGCCCCAGACAGCCUGCAAAAGGCUUUCCACUCCUGGAUCGCGGACCACGUCGUGUGGGAGGUAUACUGCACCAUGAAGAAAGGUGCCGAUGUUGAAGAGCACAUCAGCCGUCUGGAGAGCAUCAAGAGACUCGCCGCAUCGGAUGUCAGCAAGACGGUACCCUCGUGCGACGUGAUUAUGGGGUAUUUGAAGCAACUCAAGGAAUGUGAGAAGAAGGAGCAAGUUGAGGGACUAUUUGAUCGCUUCAAGCACACCUGCCAGGUGUAUGUGAAUCUUGCGUUUGAGACGCUCUGGGAGAGGCGGCCAUUCCUGACGGAUAGUGGUCACAUGGGACUUGGAGGCCAAUCCGUGCAAGAUGGCGAUGGAAUAUGGGUGGUUGCUGGCUGUCCAUCACCGCUUGUGCUUCGAGAGUUGCCGGUAUCUUCUAUUUCUGGGCCUUUCAGCUAUCGGUUGAUUGGGGAGGCCUACGUGCACGGCAUCAUGCACGGGGAAGCCGUUGUUGAGGAUGCGUUGUGGGAAGAUGUUUGCAUCCAGUGACAACAUCUUUGCUGAUACUGUUCACAGCAUGUGUCAUUAUUUUGAGCUACAUUAGAAUGUCUUCAUAAGAAGAUUACCAUUACUUAUUUAACC
This is a messenger RNA of Colletotrichum phormii, 1182 nucleotides long. Its product is annotated as ankyrin and HET domain-containing protein. Lineage: Eukaryota; Fungi; Ascomycota; Sordariomycetes; Glomerellales; Glomerellaceae. Bases 151 to 1089 code for a protein of 312 amino acids. The transcript has a single exon. The record is from RefSeq and is a predicted model, not a curated record.